Messenger RNA from Coffea eugenioides, 1515 nucleotides. Its product is annotated as putative B3 domain-containing protein REM15. The record is from RefSeq and is a predicted model, not a curated record. Gene Ontology annotation, molecular function: DNA binding. Lineage: Eukaryota; Viridiplantae; Streptophyta; Magnoliopsida; Gentianales; Rubiaceae. Bases 1 to 1515 code for a protein of 504 amino acids. The transcript is spliced from 8 exons.
AUGGCCAUGAGAAACAAAAUCCCACCAGAGAAGCCUCACUUCUUCAAGCCUAUCCUUCCAGGCUUCGAAGAUGGUGUCAAAAUUCCAGAUUCUUUCUUGAAGUAUUUAGAUGGAAAGAUACCUCAAAACCAGGCAGUAUUACGAAGGGGUGAUGAGGAAUGGAGGGUUAAAAUUAGUGACCAGUUUCUGAGAGAAGGCUGGAGAGCAUUUGCUGUGGAAAACGAGUUGCAUGUGGGAGAUUUUGUAGUGUUCGAACAUGAAGAAAAUAUGGUGUUCGAGGUUUUGGUUUUUGAUCCUAGUCAUUGUGAGAGGCAAUUUCCAUCUAUUGAUGAUGAUGGAAAAGGAGGUUCCGAGAAAUCUAAAGCUGCAGAAGCUGAAGAGAUUCCAAGAAGCAAGAAAGUUAAGUUGGAACAGUCUGAUGAUCAAGAGGAAUCUGAUUCUACUGAUCAGAUUUGCUGUCCGUAUUUUAUCUCUACCGUCAAGCCAAGUACCCUUCUCUAUCAUCGAUUGCACAUUCCUAUGGAUUUUGUGAGGGCGAAUGGUCUCCGCAAAUGCAACAUGAUGCUUAGAGAUCAGAGGGAAAUUCUAUGGACUGUAAAGCUAAAUUUGGAGCCUCGUCGUGCAGUGAUUAAAUGUGGAUGCAAAAGUUUCCUCAAAGCUCAAGAGAUGAAGGAGGGAGAUGAAUUCAUGUUAGAGCUGAUCAGGAAUGGAGAGACGCCAGUCUUCAAUUUUUAUGCCAAAGAGGGGUUGUCAACUCGAAAAUCAGGACACAAGCUGUCUUCAUAUGAUAAAGAACCUGGUAGUCCUCAGUUUAUAUCAACAAUUGAGCCUCACUGCAUCAAGCGUCGUAUCUUGUAUUUUCCAAUGGAGUUUGCAAGAUCAAAUAACUUAAGCGACAGAAGCUGCGACUUGAUCCUCAGAGAUCCGAAGAAGAGGGUAUGGCAUGUAGAACUCAAGGCAAGAGGCAGGCGAGUUUACAUCUUUUGUCAUGGAUUGGACGAGUUCUUUACUGCAAAUGGCCUCAAAGAAGGAGACGCUUGCAAGUUUGAGCUUGUGGAAAAUGGAAAAACACCUAUUAUUAACUUCCUUGCAGACUUGACAAAAGAUGAUCAGCCUCAGCCUCAGCCUCAGCCACCUUCAUUCAUGAAGACGAAUAGCAAAAACAAAGCCAAGAGACUUGAGGCUUCUUCUGAGCCCGAAAAUGACGAUCAUACUUCUUUUGUCUCCACCAUUAAGCCUUACAACCUCAAAAAAUACGUACUGCGUCUACCAAUGAAGUUUGCAAGGCGGAAUGGUUUAACUGAGAUGAAGGGAGAUAUGAUCAUCAAAGAUGAGAAACAAAGGCUGUGGAAAGUAAAAUUCGAGCAUAGGGCAAAUGGAGUUGCGAUCUCACGCGGAUGGGGUUAUUUCUCCAAAGCAAAUGGCCUUAAAGUAGGAGACAGGUUCAAGUUUGAGAUCAUCAAGAAAGGAAAGAGACCUGUUAUGAAUUUCCAUUGUAACUUUCCUGAAAUAUGA